This is a messenger RNA of Chara braunii, 2302 nucleotides long. The record is from the annotation of a GenBank genome assembly. NCBI's taxonomy places the organism in Eukaryota, Viridiplantae, Streptophyta, Charophyceae, Charales, Characeae.
UCGUUGUUGAUUGUGCACUUACGCCAUGGUGACCACCAAGACUGGGUUUAGUACCACCCCCUACAGCAAGGAGCAAGAAGAGAGAGUUGUCGCCCUUCUGCAUGGAAGGAAGGAAAAGAUGGAGAAAAGGGAGUUAAUCAAGCACGCCAAGAUGCUGGCCCUACUGGAGGAACAAGAGGCAAAGAAGAGGCAGAUGGAGGAGGAGCUGAAGAAGGAGCAGGAGGAAAAGAUGGCGGCUAUCCAAGAGGAGGUGGAGAAAGAAGAAGAAAUAGAAGAAGUAGAGGAGGAAGAGCCAUUGGAGAGAAGGAGAGGGGAAGCGAGCACAAGCAAAGAAAUUGAGAUUGCAAGGAUUGCAGAAGAGUGGGCCGCACAUUUGGAUUUAGAAGUAAAGGUAGAUGCAAUGCACGCCGGGUUCAAAGAUUUUGGGAGUGACAUUAUGAAAUACUUAUUGGCCGAAGUCCACAAUGCAAUUAGUAAGACCCAAGAGUUCUGUAUUGGCGCCAUUGAAGGCGCCAAGUUAGCGACACCUAAGGAAGAGGAGCCAGCCCCACCACGCCGUGAGAAAGUCAAGGUCCGUUUUCCCGAACCCUUCAGUGGAAAGAAGGGUGAGGAUUUCGAUAGUUGGGAGGCCAACGUGCACUCCUACUUGUACUUACAGGGAGUCACGCCUGAGGACCAUGUUUUGGUUGCCUUCCAGGCCCUUCGAGACGAGGCGACUAGCUUUGCUAGGUCGCUAGCCCGCGCUGCGAACUGUGAUAACGAUAUGGUGAUGUAUUCGAGACUGACACCUCUCUUGGAGUUCCUGAAGUCGCUCAGGAAGCGAUUCUCAGAUGUGACGCGGGAGCUCAAAGCCUCUGACAAACUCCAAAUGAUACACACUCGUCAGUGGAAGAGUGUGCACGCCCUCAAGUCGUUCAUGGACGAACUGAUUGCGGUCCCUGGGCACGGAGUAACCGACGCCCAUCUUCUUAACCUCUUCUAUCGCGCCCUCCCUGAGAACAUUCAGGGACAUUUCUUCGAGAAGAAGAACCAGCAGGGCAUGACUUAUGACACUCUUAGUCGGGAGGCAGUUGCAUUUGCCGCCCAAGCGUCGCCAGUUACCACGUUCUGGCACAAAGAUCUGUCAAAGGGAAAAACGUGGAAGGGACGCACCAUCUUGGGCCAAAUCAAGGUCAAAGAUAGUUUAAUUUUGACAAUGGAGGAAGGUGGUGCUGACGAGGUUCCCUACUCCGAGUGGGGACUGGAGGAGGAGAACAACGGUGCAGGCCAGGGGAGAACCUAUGCUGCUGUUGCGGCUGGAGGGAGGCCGCAAGGAGGAGGACAAUGGUCCGGCCGGAAUGGUCGGGCCCCAGGUGGCCGAGAACAGGGCGGCCAGGGGGUUGGCGGCAACGGCAACCGCCAAGAGGGAGGAAGGGGAGGUUCCCCGCCUAACCCUAACUACUACAGGAAGUUCAUGAGGAACUUCUCCACGAUCGUUGCUCCCCUUCGUAGACUUCUGAAGAAAGAGACUAUCUGGAAGUGGGACCAGGAUUGUAUGUCAGCCUUCAAGAAAUUGAAGAAGGCUUUGAUAGAGUACCCUGUCCUCAAAGUUGCUGAUCCAUCAUUAUCAUUCGUUGUUACUACAGACGCGAGUCAGUAUGGCAUAGGUGUCGUUCUACAACAAGAUGACGACAACGGUGAUAGGCCCGUAGAGUUUAUGUCAGCCAGGAUGCCCUCAGAGAAAGUCGCAGCAUCAACAUAUGAAAGAGAACUCUACGCUCUCAGGCAGGCUCUGGAGCACUGGAAACAUUACCUGCUUGGGAGGCACUUCAAGGUUUACUCAGACCACGAGACUCUUAGAUGGCUAAAGACACAGGCCAAGAUGACGCCCAAGUUGACUAGAUGGGCUGCUGAGAUAGACCAGCAUGACUUUGAGUUGAAACCUAUCAAAGGCAAGUAUAACGUGGUAGCUGAUGCGCUAAGUAGUAGAUCUGAUUACUUCGGCGCAAUUGUGCACUACCUAGACAUAAGGGCCGAUCUGCAACAGAAAGUAAGAGAUGCCUAUGCACAGGACCUGAUCUACAGUGAGCUGCUGAAAAGAGUAAGGGAAGCCCCAGAUAGUCAGCCAUACUACCGGACCAUGGACGGGCUACUGUUUGAGAAGACUAAUGUCGCUGACAGACUAUGUGUCCCCAAUAGUGAAGAGAUCCGCAGUCUGGUCUUAGGGGAAUGCCACGAUACAGAAAGACACUUUGGAUGGCAGAAACUUUAGCUAACUUGAUAAUGUCCUAUACGUGGCUAUGAAUGAAAGCAGAUUGCAUAG